UGGUGUUACCAAGGCGACUGCGUGCCGUUCGGACACCGCCCAGAGGCGGUGGAUGGCGGCUGGGGACCGUGGUCCGACUGGAGUGCGUGCACGCGGACAUGCGGGAUCGGGGUCUCUUUCUCGGAACGACACUGCAACGAGACUGCCCCGGCCCAUGGAGGGAAAUACUGUGUCGGGGAGAGGAAAAGAUAUCGAACCUGCAACACCAUGGAUUGUCCCCUGAAUUCCCGAGACUUCCGAGAAGUGCAGUGUGCCGAACACAACGACCUUCCCUUCCGCGGGAAGAGCUACGAGUGGAAACCAUAUACUGAAGGUGUUGACCCCUGUGCCCUGACCUGCCUGGCCGUCGGUUAUAACUUCUAUACGGAGCGGAGAGCGAAGGUCGUGGACGGGACCCGCUGUUCCAACGACCCCUUGUCAUUUGAUAUCUGCAUCAACGGAGAAUGUCGG
Molecule: messenger RNA, 450 nt
Organism: Branchiostoma floridae (Florida lancelet)
Lineage: Eukaryota; Metazoa; Chordata; Leptocardii; Amphioxiformes; Branchiostomatidae
Product: A disintegrin and metalloproteinase with thrombospondin motifs 6-like
Biological process (GO): extracellular matrix organization
Cellular component (GO): extracellular matrix
Molecular function (GO): metalloendopeptidase activity
Source: RefSeq, a predicted model, not a curated record